Messenger RNA from Schizophyllum commune H4-8, 871 nucleotides. RefSeq lists its product as uncharacterized. The transcript has 8 exons. NCBI's taxonomy places the organism in Eukaryota, Fungi, Basidiomycota, Agaricomycetes, Agaricales, Schizophyllaceae. The record is from RefSeq and is a predicted model, not a curated record. Bases 52 to 762 code for a protein of 236 amino acids.
GUCAGUUUGUCUCUCAGGCGGCGUCAAUCACCUCACUUACAUACGCUCACGAUGAAGGCCGCUCUGGUUGCGUUGGCCUGCGCGGCGGCGGCGCAGGCACACUUCACGAUGCAGUACAUUUGGGUCAAUGGGGAGGACCAGGGGCAGAACACCGCGCUGCGCGUUCCGCCGAACAACAAUCCGGUGACGGACGUGACCUCGACGGACUUGACGUGCAAUGUCGGUGGGCUCAGCGGCGCGGGGGUAGAGACUGUCGAAAUUCCCGCGGGAGCGAACAUAACGUUCGAGUGGCAUCAGCACGCGCAGCGUACGGGCGAAGAUGCGAUCUCUGGAGGACACAAGGGCCCGGUGCAGGUCUACGUCGCCAAGGCCACGUCGGACGCAGCCAGCUUCGACGGGCAGGGCGAGGUAUGGACGAAGAUCUACUCGUCCGGACUCCUAGACCCUAGCAGCCAAGAAUGGGCGACGGACGUCGUAAACUCGAACGAGGGCAAGCACUCGGUGGUCAUCCCUUCGUCCCUGCCGGCGGGCGAGUACCUCCUUCGUGCCGAAAUCAUUGCUCUUCAUGUCGCACAAUCGUACCCUGGUGCUCAGUUCUACAUUGGCUGUGCGCAGGUCAAGAUCACCAGCGGUGGUAGCGCGAGUCCGCCGACGAUCUCCAUUCCGGGCACCUACCAGCCCACUGACCCGGGCAUCACGGUCAACAUCUACAACAACUUGCAGAGCUACACGCCGCCCGGCGGUGCCGUCUGGUCGGGGUGAGGAACUUGGCGAGGUUUGCAACAGACGAUGAAAGGUCGCUUCUUGUAUACGUUUGGUAACUUUGAUGUGCUUCUGGGUCAAUGAAAUUUUCUGCGCACGGAAAUAGGUU